CUCUUUGUUCACAACCUAUUUCACAUCAACGUGCCCACUUUCACAUUAUAUACAAUUGGAAAGAGCGAGUUAGUCGAAGGGAGAGAAAGAUUUUUUUUUCUUCAAAUAGGAGCAGAAAGAAAGAGGGGAGCGUAUGAAGAGGAGGAGAGAGGGUGAAAGCAAGGCAUAAUUAUUACUGAAGAAGAAGGAAGAGAAGAGAAAGAAGAGUAGGAGAAACAGAAAACAAAAAACAAAAAACAAAAAACAAAAAAAACAAAAACGAAAGAAAGAAAGAAAUAGAAGGCAAACGAUGAAGCAGGUUGGCACCAGCUUCGAUUUAUGAUAACUUCCACCGAGAGCAUUAGACAUUUCCAGAAAGCAAAAACAUUUCCAGAAAGAAACCCAAAGACCUAGGAUGGCCGCUACUGUCCUCGGGGGACGGAAUUCUCUCGAAACGACUUUUAUCUACGUUUUACUGGCUUCCUGUAUUUGUCUGUCUCUAACACAGCCGACUGUUCGCCAAAUACGUUUUUCUGGCGAUGGCUGUUUCGGUCGAAUUAAGUGGCCGCAUCACCCGUUUCGUAGAUUUCAUCGUGAGUGGAAGAAUCUGGUGGAAUCUGUACUGAUCGAAGUGAAACGACAGACAAACGAAAACAACGAACUACGCCAUGAAGUGGAAGAACUUCGGAACACGAGUGCUCAAUACAAGCAAUUGCUGAUGGACAUGGCUUCAAAUGUGGACAGACUCGUAAAGACACUGGUAGACAAAGAACAACAACAAUAUCAGAAACAGCAGAAACAGCAAUGUUCGUGUGAGUCCAUCGUUGACAACGCAGAGCUCGAAUCUAUGACCAGCGUGACACUGAAACCUGGGUUCGCAGUGGAAGAAGACAAUAUCAAAAAGAAAUCUUCGUCCCGCUACGCCAACCGGAUUAUCGAGGAUAACGCCAUUCUGUCUAAUUAUGGUUCGGGUGGUAAUGAUUUACGAAAAUCUAAAAUCGAAUCAGCCAAGAGCCCAACCACAGACACCUAUAACGACGGACCCAUUACCAGACAGUUUUUAAUCAAUGGAUCUUACCCGAAAGAUUGCGAUGAUAUUCUCUUAAACGGACGAGACAAAGAUGGGAUAUAUUCCAUCAAACCAAAUUUUGCCGCGAAACCGUUCCAAGUAGAAUGUGAAUUCAAAGACGGUAAAGCCUGGACAUUAAUACAGAAACGAACCAAUGGCGCUGUGGAUUUCUACAGGAAUUGGGAAGACUACAAAGAAGGUUUCGGCAACAUUAGAUCUGAAUACUGGUUAGGAAACGAGAAGAUUUAUUAUUUGAGUGUUCAGGCAACCUACGAACUCAAAGUUAAUAUGUGGGACUGGAGUGGAAUCACACACGGUCCUACACAACAGACGGGUAACUACUACGAAGGAGGAAGUUCCUUUUUCUACAUAGAAGACGAAAAGAAUUUCUACAGACUCCGAGUACCAGAGGUAAGUAAAUUAACUUGUUCCCUUAGUCGCCGGUUCAUUGUAGAAUACCUGGGUUUAAAUGUGACUGAUAUGCGAGACAUCAGGGUGAAUUGUUGA
Messenger RNA from Octopus bimaculoides (California two-spot octopus), 1555 nucleotides. RefSeq lists its product as uncharacterized. Gene Ontology annotation, biological process: blood coagulation. The record is from RefSeq and is a predicted model, not a curated record. NCBI's taxonomy places the organism in Eukaryota, Metazoa, Mollusca, Cephalopoda, Octopoda, Octopodidae.